Molecule: messenger RNA, 2060 nt
Organism: Rotaria sordida
Lineage: Eukaryota; Metazoa; Rotifera; Eurotatoria; Philodinida; Philodinidae
Source: the annotation of a GenBank genome assembly
AUGGCAGUUUUUGGAAGUACUGAAUAUGAUUUCCAGAGAUUUGGUAGUACAGCCAAUAUACCAAAUGCUGAUAUUGCUCGAAUCAUGUACUACUUGGAUUGUGUAUGCACUGUUAUUGAGUAUAAUGAUAAUGAUAUUCGUCGAUAUCGGAACUAUUCAAAUUGGAGAAAUAUGUCGGAUGAAGAAGAUCGACUAAUUUUUCUACUGGCCGCGACACUUUCACCAGAUGAAUUAGAGGACAAGGUCUUUUUCAAUGUACCAGACCUCUGCCCUGAUAGCACUAAUGCAUUUUAUGAAAUAGGUCAAGUUAGACGUCAAUUAAUGGUUGUUCAAUCCAUUGUUAUUGGUGGUCAAUCACGACAAGUGAAAAAAAUUAUGGCUUAUAAGCAGGUUUGGAUGCGUGUACAUUACUAUGAGCCAAUGCAACGACUCGCAAAUCGAUUUAGGGCAGAAAGGCAGCGCCAAGAGGCACUAAUGAGAUCAGCGGCUUGUACUAUUUCCUAAAGACAACAGUUUUACAAUAUGUUUCUGGAGCGGCUUGUUUUUGAACUUGAAGUUUUUUUAUUUCUAAAAGACAAUUUUCAAUUAAUGUUGAAAUAAAAGAAGAGCUUCGAUGAAAUACUGAUAUGAUAUAUAUAUAGUCACCUAAAGCGAAAAUUGACACCAAGAAGGUGUUUUUGAAAAAUAAAUCAUAUACUAAAUCGGCUAGCGAUAGGACAGGUUGUGAAUUGAGAUUUUUUGCGACUCAGCCUGGCUUAUCUGAGGCUUUAUAGUUUCUCACAUUUUUCAAUACUAUAGACGAACCAGAUCUCAGCUAAAAACUAGACGGUGCUUUCUUCAUUGAUAUACAGACCAAAGAUCCAAACGAAUAAGAAAAUCCAGAUUCGAUUAGACCCCAGUAAAAAAAAUUAUCAUUCGAUACAAUUCGGAUCUCUGCUAUGAAUUCGAUUAAUUAAAGCUUCUGUUUCUUUAACUGCCAUUUUUUGACCUCCUUUGAUAUGUUCUCUUGCCUCUCAUUUAGAAUUUCGAUAUAUAUAUAUAUAUGUCAUCGGAUCAUCCACAUAUAAAGUCUUCACUAGUAGCAAAUCGUGUUCGUUGAUCAGUCAAUUAUUUAUCAUCUUCACUGGUACUUUUGUUAUUGAAUAUAUGGAGUGAAUAUUUGUGAAAAACAAGAUUGUUUUAUCUGUUAAUAUCUAAAUAUCAACCAAAUACUAAUAGUCGUAAAUAAACAUAGAUUCGUUUGUUAAUGAUCGAAGAGUUUUGAUCGUAGCCAAGCUAAUGAACUUACAUGUGUCGAUAGAUCAAUGAAAACCAAUUGAACACUCGUGAGAGAAUCUAAAAUGAAGAACUAACCACGAUUUGCUUACUUCUACACACAAAAAAGUCACAAAGUGAAUUUUGCUUAAGACUCCUUAUUCAGUGUUUUUUUUUAUUUGAGGCACUUAGUGCUUGGCAAUAAGCAAUACUCAUAAUGUAUCUUUGUAGUAUAUCACUGCCAUCUCAUGUUGAUCUAAUUCCUCUAGCAGAUCAUUCAAUAUGCAUGAUAUCUCUGGGUUUCAUAGAGCCUGUUUAAUACCAACCACUAUAGGUAAGUCUCUAUUGGCUGCUACUCUUCAUUUAAGUCUUCAAAUGCAUUAUUCUUUUGUCAACGCACCAAUUCUAAAUACAAGAUCAUUUGUGAAAAGAACUUAUUGUUCAGCUAAAUUCGAAAUAAUUAGUUAGAUCAAUUUUAUGAACAUAUGGAAAUGCCGCUACAUCUUACUAAAUGCGUGUAUCGAUUUUGUAUGUGCAUUUGGGUAAAGAGAAGAACUACAAGCAUACAUCCAUUCAUCGAUACACAUACUCUUAUCAACACACGUGAUUGUAUGACACAUAUUGACAUGCUUGAUAAGCGAGUUUUUGCAUUUGAAGUCACAAGAAAAGACGCAAUAGCAUAUUUGUCAGAAUAAAAGAAUUUCAGUUUUUUUUUCGAAAGUACUCUCAAUAAAAGGUGAAGUAUUUUGUUUUGUCGGAUUUUUUCCAAGUAAAAAUUAUCUUUCCAAGAUAGAAGAUAUGUCUGA